Messenger RNA from Alternaria atra, 1113 nucleotides. RefSeq lists its product as uncharacterized. Bases 1 to 1113 code for a protein of 370 amino acids. The transcript has a single exon. NCBI's taxonomy places the organism in Eukaryota, Fungi, Ascomycota, Dothideomycetes, Pleosporales, Pleosporaceae. Gene Ontology annotation, biological process: response to heat; response to hydrogen peroxide; response to salt stress. The record is from RefSeq and is a predicted model, not a curated record.
AUGCCACCCAUGCAAUACAUGAACAACUCCGCUGCCUUCUGGGACUUCAUCGCUGGCCUCGAGCAGCAAGGCUCACAACAUCCUUUCUUUGCCCAGAACCGCAAUGACGAGACCGAGAACGAUCGCGAGGUAUCUCCUCAGGAUCCCCAAGAUCCCUUUGCUCCGUUCAGACAGAGUCAACACUUCUUCGGUGGCGGCAGGGGGAUGCCUCAUCGUGGAGGGCCUCCACAUGAACGCCACGAGCAUCGUCGCGAGGGAGCUACGGGUGAGCACAAUCAGGACCGUACAGACCAGACGGAGGCCGAGAAGGAUGCUAGGAUGAACACCGAGAACGACAAUGGCGAAGGCCCUUCAGGUACCUCUGAGUCUGACCAUGAAGCUCACCACGGUGGCCGCCCACAAGGUCGCCGUGGCGGAGGACGUCGAGGACGCUGUGGCCCUGGUGGGUCGGGUGGCUCUGGACCCCACCAUGCCUACCAUCCCUAUGGCAGCUCGCCCCGCCACGGACCCCAUCAUGGCGGUCACCGCGGAGGCUGGGGCUCCUGGACAUGCGGAGGACCUUUUGGAGGCAUGAGCAGAGGGCCUUUUGAAGGCAUGAGCAGAGGGCUUUUUGGAGGCAUGAGCGGUGGACCCUUUGGCGCCGGUGAUAACUCCUGGUCCUCUUUCGACCCCUCUACAUUCACUGCACAGCUCUUCAACCAAUUCACCGGCACCCACCCCUCCAACGCCACCAACGCUACCAAGCCCACCGAGUCUGAAGACUACACCCCUGACGCCGAUAUCUUCGACACCGAUUCCACCUACGUCGUUCAUGUCUCGCUCCCUGGCGCCAAAAAGGAAGACGUCGGUGUGAACUGGGAUGCAGAGAAGAGCGAGCUCAGCAUUGCCGGUGUCAUAUACCGCCCUGGUGAUGAAGAUUUCUUGAAGACACUUGCCUUGGAUGAGCGCAGGGUCGGAGCCUUCGAGAGGAAGAUUCGUCUUGGCACGAGGGCGAACCCAGCGAAUGUUGAUGCUGAUGGAAUGACAGCGAAACUUGAAGAUGGUGUCCUGAGGGUCGAGGUGCCGAAACUAGACUCUGGAUACGUUGAGAUCCGCAAGGUGGAUAUUGAGUAA